CUCUGUGAAAUUGCUGUUAAAAUGAGAAAUUUGUAAGUUUUUGGAACAAUUUGAUCAAGAUAACGGAGAUAUGAGUGAAUUCAAGUCGUUUUCCGACUCCCGCCGUUUUUCGCUUUACAAAAGUGGGUCGGAAAAGUGUUAAAAACGUGGAGAUUAUCUUGUUUUGGUUCGCUGGCAAAAGUGGGAGGCUUUUUGAUCCGGGUGUGCCGGGAUCCGUGCUACAAAAGAAACACGAACCUGUCCUAGAGUGGUCUCGGGAGUGGUGCUGCUGCUGUGAAAACCACCGACAUCGACUUCGACGGGAUUUCUCGGUCGUUACCGGGCACAGUUAGUCUCCUGUGCAGAACAUUAGCGAACGAAGAAAGGGAAAGUGUUUCUCGUGCGUGCCGUGUGCGAUCGAUAGCUCGCUGGGCGAACUCAAGUGCUUAGUGCUUCGUCAAACAGAAACAACAACCAAUCAUGGCCAUGUCAAAAGGAUUCCGUGUGCUGGAGAAAUCCAAACCACCGUCACCGCACAGCGUCCUGCUGGAGCAUCGGAACAAAGCCGAGACGCUGCUCUUCGAAUCCCAGGCCGUUGCCGUUCUCUCUGCCCAAGAAACGGAGAUCGUGCGUAAACAGUACACCAAAGUACUGGAUGCAUAUGGGUGUCUUGGUGUGCUGCAGUUGAAUGCGGGCGAUAGCUCGCUGCUGUAUCUGGUCAUGGUGACCGGGUGCUUCUCGGUGGGCAAAAUACUCGACAGUGAAAUCUUUCGCAUCACCCAAACGCAGUUCGUCUCGCUCCAGUAUCAACCGACAAACGAAGAUAAGGUUGCGGAAAUACGCAAAGUGUUAAACUCGGGCACGUUCUAUUUCUCCUUCACGAAUCCCUCAUCCGCCACUGCACCGUCAACAUUUGGUUUCGACAUUACCCUGUCCGCUCAGCGACGUCGCCGGACGAAGGAAACGGACAAUCGGUUCUUCUGGAACCGCAUGCUGUUCAUUCAUCUGUUGCGCUUCGGUGUGGAGUGCAACUUUUGGUUGCUACGGGCGAUGUGCGGAUCCGUGGAGAUCCGCACGGUAUACGCCGGUAGCAAGCAAGCCCGAGCGGCCAUCAUUUCACGCCUAAGCUGCGAGCGAGCCGGCACUCGGUUCAAUGUGCGCGGUACCAACGACGAAGGGUGUGUCGCUAACUUUGUCGAAACGGAACAGUGCAUCUACUUGGACAACGAGAUCACCUCGUACGUGCAGACGCGUGGCAGUGUGCCGUUGUUCUGGGAGCAACCGGGCGUACAGGUGGGCUCGCACAAGGUGAAACUCUCGCGCGGUUUCGAAGCCUCUCGAUCGGCCUUCGAUCGACAUAUGUGCACGAUGAAGGCCCGCUAUGGGCAGCAAGCGAUCGUCAAUCUGCUCGGUACCAGCCUGAUCGGUAGCAAGGAAGGCGAAGCGAUGCUGAGCAACGAGUUCCAGCGGCACCACCGCGAAUCGAACCACAUCGAUGUGCCGCACCUGGUGUUCGAUUAUCACCAGGAGUGCCGCAGUGGUAAUACCAGUGCAUUGGCCAAGCUGAAGCAGCGCCUCGAUACUACUUGCGCCGAUUUCGGCAUGUUCUACGCGAUCGGUGACGCGGUUUAUCGCGAACAGAAAGGCGCCAUCCGGACGAACUGUCUCGAUUGUCUAGACCGGACGAACUGUGUCCAGACGUACAUCGGGCUGGAGAUACUGAGUGAACAGAUUCUGCAGAUGAGCGCCCUAGUGGACAAGAAGCAACAGAUGGCAUCGCGCUUCGAGGAGGUGUUCCGGCAGAUGUGGAUCAACAAUGGUAACGAGGUGAGCAAGAUCUAUGCUGGCACCGGCGCAAUACAGGGCGGCUCGAAGUUGAUGGAUGGUGCACGAUCUGCGGCACGUACCAUCCAGAACAAUCUGUUGGAUAACUCGAAGCAGGAGGCGAUCGAUGUGCUGCUCGUUGGUUCGACUCUCAGCUCGGAGCUGGCUGAUCGAGCAAGGAUACUGUUGCCAUCCAAUAUGCUUCACGCACCAACACCAGUCUUGAGGGAAAUGUGCAAACGAUACGAGGAGUACGUGAAUCCGGUUGGUAUUAGGGUGGCCUGUGGCACGUACAAUGUAAAUGGUGGCAAACACUUCCGUAGCGUUGCCUACAAGGAUGUCUCGCUGGCCGAUUGGUUGUUGGAUUGCCAUCGAUUGGCACGAUCGCGGUCGUUGGUCGAUUUCAGUCACGCAGAGGACACCAACGAACCACCGGUUGAUGUGUUUGCCAUUGGAUUUCAGGAGAUCGUUGAUCUGAACGCGUCCAACAUUGUUGCUGCCAGUUCCGACAAUGCCAAAUCGUGGGCCGAAGAGCUACAGAAGGUGGUAAGCCGCGAUGAGGAGUACGUGAUGCUGACCUAUCAGCAGCUGGUAGGCGUUUGUUUGUACAUCUUUAUCCGGCCCAAGCACGCACCGUACAUCCGUGAUGUGGCGAUCGAUUGCGUUAAAACUGGGCUUGGGGGUGCCACCGGUAAUAAGGGGGCCGCAGCUAUCCGUUUCGUCCUGCACGGUACCUCGCUGUGCUUCGUGUGCGCCCACUUUGCCGCCGGCCAGUCACAGGUGGCCGAGCGAAACGCGGAUUACGCGGAAAUCACACGUAAGAUCGCGUUCCCGAUGGGUCGAUCGCUCAAAUCGCACGAUUACAUCUUCUGGUGCGGUGACUUCAACUAUCGCAUCGACAUGGACAAGGACGAGCUGCGCGAAAUGUUGCGGGGUGGUGGUGCGUCGACGGAUUUGAGCACCAUUCUUCCGUAUGAUCAGUUGCGCAUCCAGCAAAACGCCGGCAGCGUCUUCAACGAGUUUCUCGAGGGUGAGAUCACGUUCCCGCCGACGUACAAGUACGAUCUGUUCAGCGAUGAUUACGAUACGAGCGAGAAGGCACGUGCACCGGCCUGGACAGAUCGGGUGCUGUGGCGACGAAGGAAGCAGAGCCCCGAUGCCGACCGUCAUCCGGGCUGGAACCCGGGCCGUCUCGUUCAUUACGGCCGCGCCGAGUUGAAACAAAGCGAUCAUCGUCCGGUGAUCGCACUGAUCGACAUUGAAGUGCAACGGAUCGAUCCAGCCCGCCGUACUACCGUGUUUGGGGAUGUAAUUCGCGAUCUGGGACCACCGGAUGCAACGAUUCUGAUACAGGCCAACAAUGCUGGCGGAUCUGGUAGCGGCGGAGUGUACGCAGACUCCGGCGACGAUGAAGACGAGGGCAGCAUAUACGAUGAGAAUCUAAUGGCCGCAUUAAUACAGGAAUUGACCCAGAUCGGUGAGGUGACGCUCGUGCGCUUUGUUGGCGACACGAUGUGGGUCACCUUCCGAGACGGACAGUCGGCCCUGACGGCGGCCCAGAAGCAGUCGGUACAGGUGUGCGGUGUGCAGCUUUCCAUCAAGCUGAAAACGGACAAUUGGGUCGAACAGGUAGAAAAAGAGAUUCUUCUCUGCACACCGAACACCGUCAGCUUCUGUGAUGCGUCCGGAUCGUCCGCCAUCGGAGAUUACAACAGUCUCGGUAUCCCCGAGAUGCCCGCUGCUCGUCCGAAGAGUCCACCGACGGCGCAACCGGGUCGCACUACUGGGCCCCCCAGUCGGCCACCUCUACCAAAGUCACCGCAAGCAUCACCAAAGCACCAGCCAGCGCACCACCAACAUCCCCAUCCGCUUCCCCAUCAGCAACAUCACCAUCAUCCUCGAGCGGGUGUCAUCAGUCUCGGGCCGGAAGUGCUGCUUGCUUCCAAGGUACCCCAGAAACCACCACAACGACCAACACCCCCCGUGGAGGAGUACGCCAGCUCGUCGCCCCUUCCAGGCUCUCCGCUGCAUUCGGCGUCGAUCUCCUCCCAGCAGCAGCAACAGGCGGACUCUUGUGCAAUUUACGAGGAAAUCAAUGAUGAUUUCAUUCCAGUCCAGGAACAGCCACGUGGACCACCUCCACCACCUCCGCCACGAAGUGAUGUUUACGAUCUGGAUGUGGUUAGCAAUAGCAGCAGCAAAUCGACGAACAAGUCGUCCCCGCCAGGCACCUCUGGCAGCUCGGGAGCUGGUUCUCCUCUCUCGGCGAGCAACGCAUCGCUCGGCGCCGGACCGCCGAAAGGUGUUCCUCCACCGCUACCCUCUCGUCGCGGUGGUCCUCCUCCAAUUCCCAACCGUAGCGGUGGACCACCACCGUUGCCUGCGCGUCCAAAUGUCCCCUAAAGCGUCACUCUAGUUCUUCUCAUAAUCCAUCCCACCAUACGCAUGCUACACAUGAUCCAGAUCAAAAACAAGAUGCAAAUGGGGAGAGUGCUUUAGUCGUUACAAAAACUGGAAGUCUAUCUUCGAUCGGAAGUGUCGAUCGUUUCAUCGCAAUAAUCAAAGAUAGGUCACUCUAGAAACAAAUAUCCACCAGCUUCUUUAGCUUCACCAUUCUGCUCGGCAAUAAAUCCGACAGACUCAUUUGGCCAGCCUCAGCCAACCAGAUGCUUCGAGACCGUACAGCAACAUUCCAAAGUCGCUCUUGAAUGGAAGAGGUGGCUACUCCAAACUGUUUUCAAACUGUUACGUUCCUAGGCAUUAGUAUAAUUGAAACGAACCGAGAUGAAAAUGCAAUCAUGACAGAUCCUCUAUUACUUAUGAGACUUAUGUUAAGCUGUCAGCGGGCCAGUGAGCGAAUUUUCCGUUUGUUCUGGGAUACGGUUCUAUGAUAAGCUUCCGACGGAAGGGGGAAAGAUUAUUGAAGGUUGUUUAUUUAAGUGUUUCGCAUUCCGUCAAGUAUGUUAUUUAUUAUAGGUCACAUUGUGAAAACUCACUGGAGCUAAGUAAGCGGAAGCAGCUUAAAAUGGUGGCAGCGAGUGAUCAAGCUAGAAGUCUGAAUGGUCCGAUUGGUUCAUAAUACAUCAAUUAGAGUAAUGCAUGUUGCGCACCACCAAUUAGAGACGCCUGCAAAUCCGUAGUAGGAGCUUCAAUAGAGGGCUUACGAAAGGGCGCAAGUCAAUCGGAUCGAUCCGACUAUCCGACCAGAAAUUGUGUGCGUAUGUGUAACUCAUCAUACAUCGUAUAUGCGCUUAUUACACAGCCUGGGCACUGUGUUUACGUAGAGAAGAGAAGAAACUGUAUCGAUCAUAUAAAGAUAUGCCUAGUUAUAUACAUACAUGAGAAAAAAAAAACAGUUACUAACCUACUAGCUGGUUGCAAAAUGUUUAAAUAACGUUAGCGUUCGUAGCACCUAGUACUCGCCGCAGUAUUCGGCAGACAAGCAAUGGAAUGUUUUAAUCGUUCUUUCAGUUAAGUGGUGGCAAUAUCGUUGGGUUCGUUACAUUUUCAUCCCAAACAGGAGUGGCUGGGGCCGGAACGGCUGUUCGAGAAGUCCUUAUGUAUUGUGAAUGUGUGCGAAUAUAUUAGCCCCUCACCCCAGUUAUAUCGUGGUAUGAAUGGAUUAGUUGGUUCGUUUGACGACGAAUCUAGAGUAUUUAUCGGUUUGAAAGGAUAUCCGCACAGCGAAGGGGAGGUUGGGCAACGAAUCGAACGCAGCAUCCAGUGGUGUACGUAUCAUCAUCGUGUUAAAGGAUUGAACUAUUAUUAGCAUAAAUCGGAUGAAUAAAGGCGACGAUAAAA
This is a messenger RNA of Anopheles darlingi, 5604 nucleotides long. RefSeq names its product synaptojanin-1 (gene Synj). The record is from RefSeq and is a predicted model, not a curated record. The coding region runs from base 460 to 4206 and encodes 1248 amino acids. NCBI's taxonomy places the organism in Eukaryota, Metazoa, Arthropoda, Insecta, Diptera, Culicidae. The transcript has 7 exons. Gene Ontology annotation, biological process: synaptic vesicle endocytosis; phosphatidylinositol dephosphorylation. Gene Ontology annotation, molecular function: nucleic acid binding; phosphatidylinositol-4,5-bisphosphate 5-phosphatase activity.